ACUCAACAUGAUGCUGAGACUUUGAAAGCCAUCAAAGAAAACAGUCAGGGGUUAGCGGGAAUCAGUGCCGAGCGCAUAUGGACAGAGCUGAAACGAAUAGUCGUUGGUCGCAUGGCAGAUCAUGUGAUUCGGUGCAUGAUAGAGGAAUGUAAGCUACAACAAUAUCUUGGACUACCGGAAAAGUGUGAUGUGGAUCGCUUCGCUCGGGUGUUUACGAAAUACAAGACUGGCCUCGAGCCAAUGCUGAUGAUUGCCUCGCUGUGUGAAAAUCAGAAAGAUAUCGAAUGCUUCCAUAGAAAAACUAAGUUAUCAAAUGCCGAGCGAAUCCUUGGAGAAUUUGUCGUCACUUAUCGACAAGAGGCAGAAGAAGCAUUGUCCAAUAAAAAUGUGGAUUGGUGGAAGGAUAUGAUUGUUGAAUUGGAAGUGACACCUGGUCAUGGUAGGCUCCUUCAAAAUGGUACUCUAUGA
Ostertagia ostertagi is the source of this 468-nucleotide messenger RNA. NCBI's taxonomy places the organism in Eukaryota, Metazoa, Nematoda, Chromadorea, Rhabditida, Trichostrongylidae. The record is from the annotation of a GenBank genome assembly.